AUGUCUGCAAAUAUCACUGAACGUUGUAUAAUAUUUGGUACUGCAUUAUACGUUUAUACCAGACUGAUUAGAGCAUUUGCAACCAGUGAAAUUGGAAAAAUCGAAGGUUUAAAUUUGAUAAUCUUAUCAAUAUGGACUUGGUGCACACAUUCGAUUGGAUCUCCUGUUUCAAAUAAGGAUGAGAAGAUUUCACAUAAAUUAUGGGGGACUGAUGAAAAAUGUUAUAGGUUUGAAUUUUCAAUUCAAUAA
Molecule: messenger RNA, 249 nt
Organism: Entrophospora sp. SA101
Lineage: Eukaryota; Fungi; Glomeromycota; Glomeromycetes; Entrophosporales; Entrophosporaceae
Source: the annotation of a GenBank genome assembly